Messenger RNA from Fulvia fulva, 306 nucleotides. RefSeq lists its product as uncharacterized. The record is from RefSeq and is a predicted model, not a curated record. Bases 1 to 306 code for a protein of 101 amino acids. NCBI's taxonomy places the organism in Eukaryota, Fungi, Ascomycota, Dothideomycetes, Mycosphaerellales, Mycosphaerellaceae. The transcript has a single exon.
AUGACUUCCCAACCACCCUCGUCGCCCGAGGAGACCGGCAAGACAACAUUCCUCACCCUCGCCGCCGAACUCAGAAACCGCAUCUACAACCUCACCCUCUCCAGCUCCGACGAAAUCACCAUCACCGGCCCCCAAACAGCACAACGCUCCAACACCCGAACCCAGAAUACAGAUACCUCCCUCACCGUCAACAUCCUCCGCAAGGGGAAAUCAGAUCCACGCCGAAGCCACGCCCAUCCUCUACGGCAGCAACACCUUCAACAUCCCCCUCGAGAACCCUCUCCACAUCUUCUUCCAGAUGAAUGA